This is a messenger RNA of Peromyscus eremicus (cactus mouse), 12148 nucleotides long. It is a transcript of the gene Eppk1, whose product is annotated as epiplakin 1. Lineage: Eukaryota; Metazoa; Chordata; Mammalia; Rodentia; Cricetidae. Gene Ontology annotation, molecular function: keratin filament binding; structural molecule activity. The record is from RefSeq and is a predicted model, not a curated record. Gene Ontology annotation, cellular component: keratin filament; cell junction; cytoplasm. Bases 33 to 11927 code for a protein of 3964 amino acids. The transcript has a single exon. Gene Ontology annotation, biological process: wound healing; intermediate filament bundle assembly.
UAAGUGAGUUCUGCACUUACCAGUUGUCCGUGAUGAACGGCCAACCCCCUCCUCGUGAUGUCGUGAUUGCCAAUGGCAUUGAGCAGUCCACUGUCCCUAAAAUCAUGAAGCAGCAUUUGGGAGCCGGCACCCAUGCCGGGGCCCAAGCAGAGGCUGCCCCACCUACCACAGCCGGAAGUAUUGCUGGGGUGUAUGUGGAGGCCUCAGGGCAGACCCAGAGCUUCUAUGAUGCCAUGAAGCAGGGCCUCCUGCCUACUGGGCUUGGGCUGGCUUUGCUUGAGUCCCAGGCAGCCACUGGGGGCCUUGUGGACCUUGCCCAGGGCCAGAUGCUUCCUGUGUCUGAGGCCCUAAGGCAGGGUCUGGUGGGACUGGAGCUAAAGGAGAAAUUGUUGGCUGCUGAGCGUGCAGUUACUGGCUAUCCUGACCCCUAUGGGGGUGGAAAGCUGGCCCUCUUCCAGGCCAUCAGGAAGGAAAUUGUGGAUGAGACCCUGGGGAGGAGAUGGCUGGAGGCCCAAUUAGCUACUGGGGGCCUGGUGGACCCAACCCAAGGUGUACGAGUGGCCCCAGAGGUAGCCUGCCAGCGGGGCCUCUUAGACAAGGAGACGUGGCUCAGCCUAGUGGAGUCAGAGCCCAGCAUGGAUGCCCCAGGUUUUCUUGACCCCAAUACACUGGAACGGCUGCCAUAUAGCAUGCUGUUGGGUAGGUGUGUGCAAGACCCCAGCUCAGGGCUGCCCCUAUUGCCCUUGAAGACCACCUUCCACACCCUGGGGGGAGCAGCCAGCGCAUCCAUGCUGCUGGAGGCAGGAGUACUGGAUGAGGAGACAGUCCGUGGCCUGCAGGAGGGCACACUGGUGGUAUCAGAUGUGGGCACACGCCCUGAGGUGCAACGCUAUCUGGAGGGCGUUGGAGGGUUGGCCGGGGUUGUCCUGUUGCCUGGAGGUCACAAGAAGAGCUUCUUCCAGGCUGCAGGGGAACACUUGCUCUCAAAGGGCGUUGCACUACAACUCUUAGAGGCUCAGGCUGCUACCCGCACCCUUGUGCACCCUGCCACAGGCCAGCGUCUGUGGGUGGAAGAGGCAGUCAGGGAAGGUCUGGUCGGCCCAGAACUCCAUGAGCGGCUCCUGGUUGCAGAGCAGGCAGUAACUGGGUAUUAUGACCCCUUCAGUGGCUCCCGCAUCCCCCUUUUCCAGGCAAUGAAAAAGGAGCUUGUGGACCAGCCGCUGGCUCUGCGCCUCCUGGACGCCCAGCUGGCCACAGGUGGGCUUAUAUGCCCAGCCCGCAGAUUCCGGCUGCCCCUGGAGGCUGCCCUGCGCUUUGGCUGCCUGGAUGAAGAGACUCAGCAACGUCUCUCUCAGGCAAUGAGCUUUUCAGAUCCCACCACACAUGAUAGCCUUCGCUAUGAACAGCUGUUGGCCCGCUCUGUCACUGACCCAGAGACGGGGCUGGCUUUCCUGCCUCUCCCUGGAGAGCCCCAUGCAAAGGAGCCCCAGGGACCCACAUUUAUUGAUCAUUGUACUCGACAGGCCUUGAGCAAGGCCACAACCUCCGUCUCUGUAGGGAGGUUCCAGGGCCGGCCUGUAUCCCUCUGGGAAGUGCUCUUUUCUGAGGUAGUGCCCGUUAAACAGAGGGCAAUGCUUGCCCAGCAGUACCAGAAAGGGGCCCUGUCAGUGGAGGAGCUGGCAGCUGAGCUGAAGGCCAUUGUUGAGCAGGCCGCAGCCACUGCCAAAGUCACCUUUGCUGGGUUGAGGGACACGGUGACCCCGGGAGACCUGUUGGAGGCUGAGAUAAUCAACCAGGACCUGUUUGAGCAGCUGGAACGAGGACAGACCUCAGCCCAGGAUGUGGGCAGCCUGGACUCAGUGCAGAGGUACCUGCAGGGCACAGGUUGCAUUGCAGGUCUCCUGCUGCCUGACUCCCAGGAACGCCUCCGUAUCUAUGAGGCCCGUAGCAAGGGGCUCCUCAGGCCCGGGACUGCCCUGAUCUUGCUUGAGGCCCAGGCUGCCACAGGCUUUAUCAUUGACCCAAAAGAGAACAAGAGAUACUCUGUGGAGGAGGCACUAAGGGCUGGUGUCAUCGGACCUGAUGUAUAUGCAAAGCUGCUGUCUGCAGAACGUGCAGUCACUGGCUACACAGACCCCUACUCUGGGGAGCAGAUCUCACUCUUCCAAGCCAUGCAGAGGGAGCUUAUUGUCAGAGACCAUGGCAUCCGCCUGCUGGAGGCCCAGAUUGCCACCGGUGGCGUCAUUGACCCUGUGCACAGCCACCGUGUGCCCGUGGAGGUGGCCUACCAGCGUGGCUACUUUGACCAGAUGCUGAACUCUAUCCUGUUGGACCCAUCUGACGACACCAAGGGCUUCUUCGACCCCAACACGCAUGAGAACCUCACCUACCUGCAGCUGCUGGAGCGCUGUGUACACGACUCCGAGACAGGCCUGCACCUCCUGCCGCUUAGUGGCACACGACCCCAACUGGUAGAUAGCUCCACUCGGCAGGCCUUCCAGAACCUACUGCUCUCUGUGAAAUAUGGACGGUUCCGGGGGCAGCGAGUUUCCGCAUGGGAGCUCAUUAACUCAGAAUACUUCAGAGAGGACCAGAGGAGGCUGCUGCUGCGGCGUUAUCGGCAGCGCAAGGUCACACUGGAGCAGGUCACUCAGCUGCUGGAGAACGAGAUGAAGAGGUGGGCGGACGUCACGUUGCCUGCACUGAGGGGCCGAGUCACUGCCUACCAGCUCUUUCAAGCCCACAUCAUCAACCAGGAGCUCCUGGACCAGGUGCUAACGGGGGCGCUCAGCCCAGAUUCCCUCCUUCACAGGGAUGAUGUUCACAGGUACCUUCAGGGCUCAGGCACCGUGGGCGGUGUGCUGUUACAGCCCUCCAACCAGCCCGUCGGUCUCUACCAGGCCAUGAAGCAGAAGCUGCUGGCCCCUGGUGUAGCACUGGCCUUGCUGGAGGCCCAAGCAGCCACUGGAGCCAUCACAGACCCCUGCAGUAUGGAGACCCUGUCCGUAGAUGAGGCUGUGAGCAGGGGAGUGGUGGGGGCAGAGGUAUACAGCAAGCUGAAGCGAGCAGAGCACGCUAUCACCGGCUACAGAGACCCCUUUUCUGGAAAAAAGGUGUCCCUGUUCAGGGCCAUGAAGAAGGGCCUUGUCCCUAUGGAGCAGGCAACCCGCCUGUUAGAGGCCCAGGUGUCCACAGGAGGAGUCAUUGAUCCCACAACCCACCUCCACCUCCCCAUGCCUGUGGCAGUCCAGCGUGGCUGCCUUGAUCAAGAGAUGGAGGUGGCCUUGUCCAGCUCUCCUGAGACCUUUCCCACCCCUGAUGGCCGGGGACACACCAGUUAUGCCCAGCUUCUGGAGCAGUGUCUCCAGGAUAAAGCCUCUGGGCUUCACCUCCUGCCCCUGACAGAAGAUGCUCCUGCUCUCCCCACUGACACAGAGAUCCAGGAGACCCUGCAAGCAUCAGCUGGUACUGAGGAUGGUUUGUCCCUCUGGGAUCUGCUUACCUCUUGCCACUUUACAGAGGAACAGCGCAGGGGCUUCCUUGAGGAUGUGAGGGUUGGGAAGAUGUCUGUAUCACAGCUACAGGACACCGUGCGUAGCUGGGUACAGGCAGCAAAGCUCCUGGCCCGGGCCCGCAUCACUGUGCCAGGCCCACGGGGUGAGGUCCCUGCCAUUUGGCUACGAGAUACUGGUAUUAUUACUCAAGAGACACUGGAAGCAUUGGCCCAGGGCAUAGAAUCACCUGCUGAGGUAGCCACACAGCCUUCUCUGAAGGCCUGCCUCUGGGGCACAGGCUGUGUGGCCGGUGUGCUUCUGCAGCCCUCGGGGACCAAGUUGAGCAUUGCCCAGGCUGUAAGGGAUGGCUUCCUGCCCACAGGCCUGGGCCAGCAGCUGCUGGAGGCCCAAGUGGCAUCUGGCUUCCUUGUCAACCCACUAACCAACCAGAGAUUGUCGGUGGAGGAUGCAGUGAAGGCCGGCCUGGUGGGCAGGGAGCUGAGUGAACAGCUUCAGCAGGCAGAGAGAGCUGUCACGGGAUACUCAGACCCUUACUCAGGAGGCUCCCUUUCUCUAUGGCAGGCCAUGGAGAAGGGACUUGUCCCCAAGAGUGAGGCCUUUCCUCUCCUACAAGUCCAGCUGGCCACGGGGGGUGUUGUGGACCCUGUCCAUGGAGUGCACCUGCCCCAGGCAGUGGCCUGCAAGCUUGGCCUCCUGGAUGAGCAGACAAGCCAGGUGCUGACUGCCACUGAGGAGGAAAACAAGCUCUUCUUUGACCCCAACUCCCGUGAAAAGGUGACAUACCAGCAGCUCAAGGAACUCUGCGUGCUGGAUGCUGACACUGGCCUGUGGCUGCUACCACUGCCCCAGGACACUGUGGUUGAGGUGGAUGACCACACCGCAGUGGCACUGAGGGCUAUGAAGGUGCCCAUCAGCAUGGGGAGGUUCCAAGGACACAGCGUGUCCCUCUGGGACCUGCUACACUCUGAGUAUGUUGGAGCUGAAAAGCGGCGGGAACUGGUGGCACUUUGUUGUUCUGGGCGGGCUGCUGCCCUGCGGCAGGUCAUCAGCCUGGUCACCACUCUGGUGGAGGCUGCAGAGAAGCAGCCCCCACAGGCCACCUUCAAAGGGCUCCGGAAACAGGUUUCAGCUGGGGACUUGUUUAGGUCCCAGCUGAUCAACAAGCAGACCCUGGAUGAGCUCAAUCAGGGGAAGAGGACGGUUCAGGAAGUGACCGAGAUGGACAGUGUGAGGAGGUCCCUGGAAGGUGGCAACUUCAUCGCUGGGGUCCUUAUUCGGGGUACAAAAGAGAAGAUGAGUAUCCCGGAGGCCUUGAGAAGGCACAUUCUGAGGCCAGGCACAGCCCUGGUGCUGCUAGAGGCCCAGGCAGCCACCGGUUACAUCAUCGACCCUGUGGAGAACCGGAAGCUAACGGUAGAGCAGGCCUUCCAGGCAGGGAUGUUUGGCAAGGAAACUUACAUGAAGCUGUUAUCAGCUGAGCGCGCUGUCACCGGCUACACGGACCCUUACACUGGGGAACAGAUCUCCCUCUUCCAGGCCAUGCAGAGGGACCUCAUUGUCAGGGACCAUGGCAUCCGCCUGCUGGAGGCCCAGAUUGCCACGGGUGGCAUCAUCGACCCUGUACACAGCCAUCGUGUGCCUGUGAACGUGGCCUACCAGCGUGGCUACUUCGAUGAGGAGAUGAACCGCAUCUUGGCUGACCCGAGUGACGACACCAAGGGCUUCUUCGACCCCAACACGCAUGAGAACCUCACCUACCUGCAGCUGCUGGAGCGCUGUGUGGAGGAUCCCGAGACAGGCCUGUACAUGUUGGAAAUUGUAAAGAAGGGAGAAAACUACACGUACGUUGACGAGGCCACAAGGCAAGCUCUGAGAUCCAGAGCUGUGAAAAUGUACGUCGGGAGGUUUGCAGGCCAGAUGGUGUCUAUGUGGGACCUGCUGUCAUCUCAGUACUUCACAGAAGGAAGGAAAAGAAAGCUUUUGCAGGAGUACAGAGCCCAGACCAAGAGUCUAGAGGAACUGCUGGAGGUUAUCACCACCACCGUGGAAGAAACAGAGAAGCAAAACCAAAUAUUCAAGGUGCCAGGCAUCCAUGGCGACGUGACUGCUGCAGAACUGUUCAACUCUGGGAUCCUUGAUAAGAAGACCCUGGAUGUGCUUCACAGUGGAGACAGAGGGUGCCAGGAUCUCCGCCAGCUGGAGCAUGUCAAAAUCUACCUGGAAGGCAGCAGCUGCAUUGCUGGGGUGAUGGCACCCCUCACCCAGGAGGUAAUGAGCUUCUAUGAGGCCAGCAAGGAAGAACUCAUCCCAGCAGGAUUUGCAGCCCAGUUGCUGGAGGCGCAGGCUGCUACUGGGUAUCUCAUGGACCCCCGUACCCACCAGAGGCUGUGUGUGGAUGAGGCCAUAGCAGCUGGCCUGGUGGGCGAAGACCUGAGACAAAGGCUUGUGAACGCAGAGAAGGCAGCGAAGGGCUACAAAGACCCAGCCACGGGGGAGACUAUCCCACUCUUCCAGGCCAUGGAGAAGAAGUUAGUUAGGAGGGAGGAGGCACUGAGGCUGCUGGAGGUACAGGUGGCCACAGGCGGGAUCAUUGACCCUGUGUACCACCACCGAGUCCCUCUGGACACAGCCUGCAGGCGCGGCUGUCUGGGUGAUGACACAGUGGUACUCAUAGCUGAUCAGAAGCUCAUGAGGAAAAGGUUUGUGGAUCCCAACACACAGGAGAAGGUCACGUACCAGGAGCUGCAGGACAGGUGCCAGAGGGAGGAGAAGUCGGGCUGGGCUCUGUUCCCAGUGGUCAAGGACAAAAAGGACAUGGAGUAUGUUGAUGAGGCCACCAAAAGGGCUCUGGAGGCAGAGCAGGUGGAAGUGACCGUGGGGAGGUACAGGGGCCAGAGGCGAUCCGUGUGGGAGCUGCUGAACUCAGAGUACGUGUCAGAGGAGAAAAAGAUUGAACUGGUGAAGUUGUACAAAGAGGACACAGCCCGGGCACUGAAGAGAGUGGUACAAGUUAUUCUGCAAAUGAUUGCAGAUAAAGAAGGAAAAAACAGGCAACUCUGGUUCCGAGGACUGCGGACGCAGGUCACAGCGGAGGAACUGCUCCGCUCAGCUGUCAUCACAAGACAGACUCUGAAGGACCUGGAAGAAGGAAGAACCACAGUAGACCAGAUCGAAAGAAAUGAAGAUGUAAAAAAAUACCUCAAGGGCACCAGCUGCAUUGCAGGGGUCCUGGUGCCCGUCCGGGGAGAGCCUGAACGUCAGGAGAAGAUGAGCAUCUAUCAGGCCAUGUGGAAGGGCUUGCUGAGGCCUGGCACAGGCCUGGUACUGCUAGAGGCACAGGCAGCCACCGGCUUCAUCAUCGAUCCAGUGCACGACCGUAGAAUGUCUGUGGAGGAGGCCGUGGCAGCAGGUGUGGUGGGUGGCGAGGUCCAAGAGAAGCUGCUGUCAGCCGAGCGCGCUGUUACCGGCUACAAGGACCCCUACACGGGGGAGCAGAUCUCCCUCUUCCAGGCCAUGCAGAGGGACCUCAUAGUCAAGGACCAUGGCAUCCGCCUGCUGGAGGCCCAGAUUGCCACGGGUGGUGUCAUUGACCCCGUGCACAGCCACCGUGUGCCCGUGGAUGUGGCCUACCAACGUGGCUACUUUGACCAGGAGAUGAACAGCAUUUUGGCAGAUCCUGGUGAUGAUACCAAGGGCUUCUUUGACCCCAACACACAUGAGAACCUCACUUACCUACAGCUGCUUCGGCGCUGUGUGCGGGAUCCAGAGACUGGUUUCUACAUGCUGCAGCUGGCAGAGAAGGGAUCCACUGUGCACCACCUGAGUGAGGAACUGAGACGUGCCCUUCGUGAAGCGCGAGUGACCCCAGGCACAGGCGACUACCAGGGCCAGAGCAUCUCUGUCUGGGAGCUUCUCUUCUACCGCGAGGUGCCCGAGAGACUGCGCCAGGACCUGCUGCGCCGGUACCAAGCUGGUGGGCUGACUGUCCAGGAACUGACCACCACGCUCAUCUCACUGCUGGCCCGAACCAAGGAUGGGAGCCCACCUGUAGAUCCCCAAGGAACCCUGGGUAAGGCCACCAUGGAGGUAAAAGUAGGUCAUCUUCAGGGCCAAGGGGUGCCAGUUUGGGAUGUUCUGACAUCCAACUAUGUGAGCAGGGACACCCGGAAGGAGCUGCUGGCCCAGUUCAGCUCUGGGAAACUGACUCUGCCCAUGCUGACCCGAAGACUGACCACCGUCAUUGAGGAAGCCGAGGAGACUCAGGAGUCCAGUCCAAAGCUGACUGUUGCCUCACUGAACCAACAGGAGACUGGGGCCAGAAGCUCAGGCACCCUCCCAGACAAGGACAAGGUGGAGGACAUUGCCAGGCAGAAUCAGGAAGAGGCUCUGCGUGCCGCCACCAUGGAGGUGCACCGUGGGCAGUUCCGUGGCAAACCAGUCUCAGUGUGGCGAGUCCUAUUCUCCUCAUACCUGAGUGAGACCCGCCGAGAGGAACUCCUUGCCCAGCACUUGGCUGGUACCCUGGCUCUGCAUGACCUCAUCACCAUUCUCACCCAGGUCAUCGAGGACACAGAAGCACGGCUCAGCAGGGUGUCUUUCCGGGGUCUGAGGCGCCAGGUAUCUGCAUCUGAGCUGCAAACAUCUGGGGUCAUAGACUCGGAGACCCUGCGGGAACUGGCACAAGGGACCAAGACCCUGCAAGAGGUGACUGAGAUGGAUUCUGUGAAGCGCUACCUAGAAGGAACCAGCUGCAUUGCGGGUGUCCUGGUGCCGGUCCAGGGAGAGCCAGGCCGUCAGGAGAAGAUGAGCAUCUAUCAGGCCAUGUGGAAGGGCUUGCUGAGGCCUGGCACGUCCCUGGUACUGCUGGAGGCUCAGGCGGCCACCGGCUUCAUCAUCGACCCAGUGCACAACCGCAGGCUGUCUGUGGGUGAAGCUGUGGCAGCAGGUGUGGUGGGUGGCGAGAUCCAAGAGAAGCUUCUGUCAGCCGAGCGCGCUGUUACCGGCUACAUGGACCCCUACACUGGGGAGCAGAUCUCCCUCUUCCAGGCCAUGCAGAGGGACCUCAUAGUCAAGGACCAUGGCAUCCGCCUGCUGGAGGCCCAGAUUGCCACGGGUGGUGUCAUUGACCCCGUGCACAGCCACCGUGUGCCUGUGGAUGUGGCCUACCAACGUGGCUACUUUGACCAGGAGAUGAACAGCAUUUUGGCAGAUCCUGGUGAUGAUACCAAGGGCUUCUUUGACCCCAACACACAUGAGAACCUCACUUACCUACAGCUGCUUCGGCGCUGUGUGCGGGAUCCAGAGACUGGUUUCUACAUGCUGCAGCUGGCAGAGAAGGGAUCCACUGUGCACCACCUGAGUGAGGAACUGAGACGUGCCCUUCGUGAAGCCCGAGUGACCCCAGGCACAGGCGACCUCCAGGGCCAGAGCAUCUCUGUCUGGGAGCUUCUCUUCUACCGCGAGGUGCCCGAGAGACUGCGCCAGGACCUGCUGCGCCGGUACCAAGCUGGUGGGCUGACUGUCCAGGAACUGACCACCACGCUCAUCUCACAGCUGGCCCGAACCAAGGAUGGGAGCCCACCUGUAGAUCCCCAAGGAACCCUGGGUAAGGUCACCAUGGAGGUAAAAGUGGGUCAUCUCCGGGGCCAAGGGGUGCCAGUUUGGGAUGUUCUGACAUCCAACUAUGUGAGCAGGGACACCCGGAAGGAGCUGCUGGCCCAGUUCAGCUCUGGGAAACUGACUCUGCCCAUGCUGACCCGAAGACUGACCACCGUCAUUGAGGAAGCCGAGGAGACUCAGGAGUCCAAUCCAAAGCUGACUGUUGCCUCACUGAACCAACAGGAGACUGGGGCCAGAAGCUCAGGCACCCUCCCAGACAAGGACAAGGUGGAGGACAUUGCCAGGCAGAAUCAGGAAGAGGUUCUGCGUGCCGCCACCAUGGAGGUGCACCGUGGGCAGUUCCGUGGCAAACCAGUCUCAGUGUGGCGAGUCCUAUUCUCCUCAUACCUGAGUGAGACCCGCCGAGAGGAACUCCUUGCCCAGCACUUGGCUGGUACCCUGGCUCUGCAUGACCUCAUCACCAUUCUCACCCAGGUCAUCGAGGACACAGAAGAACGACUCAGCAGGGUGUCUUUCCGGGGUCUGAGGCGCCAGGUAUCUGCAUCUGAGCUGCAAACAUCUGGGGUCAUAGACUCGGAGACCCUGCGGGAACUGGCACAAGGGACCAAGACCCUGCAAGAGGUGACUGAGAUGGAUUCUGUGAAGCGCUACCUAGAAGGAACCAGCUGCAUUGCAGGUGUCCUGGUGCCGGUCCGGGGAGAGCCAGGCCAUCAGGAGAAGAUGAGCAUCUAUCAGGCCAUGUGGAAGGGCUUGCUGAGGCCUGGCACAGCCCUGGUCCUGCUGGAGGCUCAGGCGGCCACCGGCUUCAUCAUCGACCCAGUGCACGACCGCAGGCUGUCUGUGGAGGAGGCCGUGGCAGCAGGUGUGGUGGGUGGCGAGAUCCAAGAGAAGCUUCUGUCAGCCGAGCGCGCUGUUACCGGCUACAAAGACCCCUACACGGGGGAGCAGAUCUCCCUCUUCCAGGCCAUGCAGAGGGAUCUCAUAGUCAAGGACCAUGGCAUCCGCCUGCUGGAGGCCCAGAUUGCCACGGGUGGUGUCAUUGAUCCCGUGCACAGCCACCGUGUGCCCGUGGAUGUGGCCUACCAACGUGGCUACUUUGACCAGGAGAUGAACAGCAUUUUGGCAGAUCCUGGUGAUGAUACCAAGGGCUUCUUUGACCCCAACACACAUGAGAACCUCACUUACCUACAGCUGCUUCGGCGCUGUGUGCGGGAUCCAGAGACUGGUUUCUACAUGCUGCAGCUGGCAGAGAAGGGAUCCACUGUGCACCACCUGAGUGAGGAACUGAGACGUGCCCUUCGUGAAGCGCGAGUGACCCCAGGCACAGGCGACUACCAGGGCCAGAGCAUCUCUGUCUGGGAGCUUCUCUUCUACCGCGAGGUGCCUGAGAGACUGCGCCAGGACCUGCUGCGCCGGUACCAAGCUGGUGGGCUCACCGUUCAGGAUAUGAGUACCACGCUCAUCUCACAGCUGGCCCGAACCAAUGUUGGGAGCCCACGCUUAGAUCCCCAAGGAACCCUGGGUAAGGCCACCAUGGAGGUAAAAGUAGGUCAUCUUCGGGGCCAAGGGGUGCCAGUUUGGGAUGUUCUGACAUCCAACUAUGUGAGCAGGGACACCCGGAAGGAGCUGCUGGCCCAGUUCAGCUCUGGGAAACUGACUCUGCCCAUGCUGACCCGAAGACUGACCACCAUCAUUGAGGAAGCCGAGGAGACUCAGGAGUCCAAUCCAAAGCUGACUGUUGCCUCACUGAACCAACAGGAGACUGGGGCCAGAAGCUCAGGCACCCUCCCAGACAAGGACAAGGUGGAGGACAUUGCCAGGCAGAAUCAGGAAGAGGCUCUGCGUGCCGCCACCAUGGAGGUGCACCGUGGGCAGUUCCGUGGCAAACCAGUCUCAGUGUGGCGAGUCCUAUUCUCCUCAUACCUGAGUGAGACCCGCCGAGAGGAACUCCUUGCCCAGCACUUGGCUGGUACCCUGGGUCUGCAUGACCUCAUCACCAUUCUCACCCAGGUCAUCGAGGAGACAGAAGAACAGCUCAGCAGGGUGUCUUUCCGGGGUCUGAGGCGCCAGGUAUCUGCAUCUGAGCUGCAAACAUCUGGGAUCAUAGACUCGAAGACCCUGCGGGAACUGGCACAAGGGACCAAGACCCUGCAAGAGGUGACUGAGAUGGAUUCUGUGAAGCGCUACCUAGAAGGAACCAGCUGCAUUGCGGGUGUCCUGGUGCCGGUCCGGGGAGAGCCAGGCCGUCAGGAGAAGAUGAGCAUCUAUCAGGCCAUGUGGAAGGGCUUGCUGAGGCCUGGCACAGCCCUGGUACUGCUGGAGGCUCAGGCGGCCACCGGCUUCAUCAUUGACCCAGUGCACAACCGCAGGCUGACUGUGGAGGAGGCCGUGGCAGCAGGUGUGGUGGGUGGCGAGAUCCAAGAGAAGCUGCUGUCAGCCGAGCGCGCUGUUACCGGCUACAUGGACCCCUACACGGGGGAGCAGAUCUCCCUCUUCCAGGCCAUGCAGAGGGACCUCAUAGUCAAGAAUCAUGGCAUCCGCCUGCUGGAGGCCCAGAUUGCCACGGGUGGUGUCAUUGACCCGGUGCACAGCCACCGUGUGCCCGUGGAUGUGGCCUACCAACGUGGCUACUUUGACCAGGAGAUGAACAGCAUUUUGGCAGAUCCUGGUGAUGAUACCAAGGGCUUCUUUGACCCCAACACACAUGAGAACCUUACUUACCUACAGCUGUUACAGAGAGCCACUCCUGACCCAGAGACUGGCUUAUUGUUUCUCUCCAUCUCUAAGCGCUGAAUGUUUUUAUGUUACUUUCUCGAAGGUACUUCCGGGCUUGCCUAGUCCUUUAGGUGGAUAAUCAUUGUCUCUGUAUACUUGUAACUCUUCUUUAUCAGGGUUUAGUUUUAGGUUAUGCUCAUUUCUUUCUAUGGUUCCUUGUUUUGUGUUCUCAUGUAUGACUUCUUUUUGUUGUUGUUUUUCCUCUACAGACUUCUCGUGGGUUUUUUUCCCCCACUAUU